GUUAGCAUUCACCCCGCUACCUUUCAUCUCUGUCCUUGCUUUCGUCUAUUCCUUCUCUGCAACUCAUUCUCACAGAGUUUUUGCUAAAAUGCGCUAUAUGCGUAUCGAGCAGUGACGAUUUCGGAUCUUUCAAAACAGGUGAGAGGGAAAAAAUGGCCAAUUGGAUCUCCUCGAAACUCAAAGUCGCUGAGACCUUCUUUGAACAGAUCGAUCAGCAAGCGGCGGAGUCGUUGAAGAAGAACGAGAAUCCAUCGCGAUCUGAGGAUAAAAAAUUUCAUGUACCUACAAAAACGGGAGGAGGAGUAGGUGCUGGUGCUGGUGCUGGUGGAACGGUGUCGUUGAAGGACCAGUUGAAAAAGAAAACAACUCAUGAAACGAUCAAUAGUAAUGGCCAUGAAUAUUUUGGAAAAUUGAGUACUGAUCCUAACGUUAACAAUGUCAGUGAUGUUAGUAAUGUUAGUAGUAAUAGCAAUGGAGAAGAUAAGGAGAUUGCAAAUGCCCCAAAACCUUCUGCAAAAACUAGGCCUACCCUUACUGAUAGUGACUGGACUGAGCUUCUUAGUACUCCAACUCAGGCUUCUCCUUCAUUUCCUUCGAAUCGCAGUAAUGGGGUAUCUGCGAUUCGAGGGUUGAGGAAGGAUGGAGGUCGGAGGCAGGGGAGUUCUGGUUCAAAUUUGUCAGUGCUAGAGGGGAAGAUGAAUCUGAAGAGUAGUGGAGGAGUUAAGUCUAAGAAGAGAUUGGAUGUUGCAUUGGGAAAUAGGUUAAACGGGAAACCGAGUGAUGAGGAAGAGUCUACAUCUUCUGCAAGGUCUUCCAGUGUUGAAUUGCAGAGUGACGCGAAGAAUUUGGAUAGGGAAGAAGUGGAUCAUAAGGACAUUGCUGUUAAUCUCAAGGAAAAACAGAGCAAUAAGGGAUAUGAGAGAAAUGGGGGGCUUUCUGAAUCUAAGGAUAUAUCUGAAGAGAAUAUUUUACGAGGGGGAAAGGGUCAUUCUUUGGAAAUGUCAUCGGUAUCGGAGAGUCUUGGUACGGCAUCUGAUGUGAAGAAGGGAGUGAGCAAUGUUUAUGAUAGACUGAGAAGUACUGUAAAGGGGAAGAAUAGAUCUGGUAGUGCAUCUAGAAGUUCUGUCUCAGAUGAUUUGAAGAAAGGUUCUUCAACAAGUGAUGCAGGGUCCGAUUCAGACAGUGAUUCAGUGGCAACAUCUGAUUCUGACAAUGAACAAGAGAGGGAGAUGAGAGAGAAGAUUUUGGCUGAGAAAGCAGCAGCUAAAGCUGUGGAGAUCAUCAAAGAGCAGGAGAAUAUGGUUGCCAGAUUAGAAGGAGAGAAACAAAGCUUGGAGAAAAUAUUGGAAGAACGAGCAAAACAGCAAGCACAGGAGGCUUCAGAGCUUCAGACAACCAUGAUGGAAACAAUGGAGGCUGUUGAUUUGGAAAAGCGGAAACAUAAUAAUACGAGAAUGGAAGCCCUAGCUCGCUUGGCUAAACUGGAGACUGCAAAUGCUGAUCUUGCAAGAUCCCUUGCUACUGCACAGAAGAAUCUUGAGAUGGAGAUUAAUCGGGUUGCAGAACUUCGACAACAGGUUGAGUUGAAAGAAGUGGCUCAUGAAGAACUCCUCAGUAGGAAGGUCUCCAAGACUCACCAAACUGGGACAUAUCUAAACCAAGCAGCAGCUUCCAAAGGAAUUGAAUUUGAAAGGGAUAUACUUGAAGCAGAGUACUCCUUUUUAACCGAUAAAAUUGGGAAACUGGAAGAUAAGGCAAAGAAGCUGGAAGCAAAUGUUGAAAUGACAAGGAAGGAUAUAGAGGAUCCAACAGAAGUAGAAAUUGAGCUUAAGAGAAGGCUUGCUCAGUUGACUGAUCAUUUAAUUCAGAAACAAGCCCAGGUUGAGGCACUCUCCUCAGAGAAGGCAACCCUUUUAUUCAGAAUAGAGGCAGUUUCAAGGUUGCUUGACGAAAAUAGGUCAAUUCCAAGGGAUGUGGAAUCAGGGACAUGGGAGACCCCUAAUUCAAAGUUAAGACCUCUAUUGGAGGACAAAAUUCGAUCAGGAAGUGAACAUUUGGGAUCACUGCUUCAGCAGUUGGAUGCGAUUUUCGUGGCCGGUGCAGUGUUUGUAAGGAGAAAUCCAACAGCAAAAUUAUGGUCCCUGCUUUACCUUGUAUGCCUACACUUUUGGGUCAUUUACAUUCUUUUUACACAUUCACAAGCCUCAAAUGAGAGCAGAUCUGGUGCUGUUAUAUCCUUGGAAAACAUCAAUAACACUGCAGCUUUGUAAUUUGUGUUUAUGGUGUUCUUUUACCCCAAUUUCUUUUUGCCUCAGCUUUUAGGAGGUGUGCAUUUGCCCUGGGGUGUAAUUUGUGUAGUUUUCUCUUAACGUCCAAUAAGACGAUGCAUCACUAGGAUUGUAACUUGUAACUAUUUGCAUAUCAACCAGAGAAAGUAAUAUAAUCUAUUCAAUUUUUCUUUUUAA
Hevea brasiliensis (rubber tree) is the source of this 2465-nucleotide messenger RNA. Its product is annotated as golgin candidate 2. Gene Ontology annotation, biological process: Golgi organization; retrograde transport, vesicle recycling within Golgi. The transcript is spliced from 10 exons. Lineage: Eukaryota; Viridiplantae; Streptophyta; Magnoliopsida; Malpighiales; Euphorbiaceae. Gene Ontology annotation, cellular component: Golgi cisterna; Golgi membrane. Bases 153 to 2270 code for a protein of 705 amino acids. The record is from RefSeq and is a predicted model, not a curated record.